AUGUACCCGGAUAAUAGGUUAAGUGACUCGCGUAGGUUUGCCCGGUGGGCUAAGGAACAUGGCGGGGGUUUCACGCUGAAAAGAUACAACAACACCACUAUUGUCAUCAGCGACCAAAAACUGAUCAAGACCCUGUUGGACAAGAAGAGCAACCUUAAUUUACAUCGACCGGCGUCACUGGUAUCCCACUUGAUCACGCAGAGCGACCAUCUCCUGGUCAUGCAGUAUGGCGAGCGAUGGCGGAUGCUACGUAAAAAUCAUUCAUUAAUACUUCAUGGAGCCCCGCUGUGA
Penicillium digitatum Pd1 is the source of this 291-nucleotide messenger RNA. Its product is annotated as Cytochrome P450. Gene Ontology annotation, molecular function: monooxygenase activity; heme binding; oxidoreductase activity, acting on paired donors, with incorporation or reduction of molecular oxygen. The record is from RefSeq and is a predicted model, not a curated record. Lineage: Eukaryota; Fungi; Ascomycota; Eurotiomycetes; Eurotiales; Aspergillaceae.